Oldenlandia corymbosa var. corymbosa is the source of this 72-nucleotide messenger RNA. Lineage: Eukaryota; Viridiplantae; Streptophyta; Magnoliopsida; Gentianales; Rubiaceae. The record is from the annotation of a GenBank genome assembly.
UGGAGUAUAGCCAAGUGGUAAGGCAUCGGUUUUUGGUACCGGCAUGCAAAGGUUCGAAUCCUUUUACUCCAG